This is a messenger RNA of Photinus pyralis (common eastern firefly), 1805 nucleotides long. It is a transcript of the gene Atac1, whose product is annotated as ZZ-type zinc finger-containing protein 3. The coding region runs from base 83 to 1531 and encodes 482 amino acids. Gene Ontology annotation, molecular function: zinc ion binding. The transcript is spliced from 6 exons. Lineage: Eukaryota; Metazoa; Arthropoda; Insecta; Coleoptera; Lampyridae. The record is from RefSeq and is a predicted model, not a curated record.
UUAAAGAUUAAAAUUUAUUUUUACAUAGAAAUGUAGUUUCCCUUAUAUCAAUAGAUGGCAUGGCAGUAACUCGGUGGCAAAUAUGAAUGUGAACCAUACAUCUGAAGAAGAUGAGGAAGAGGAAGAAGACGAUUUGUUCUAUUUUGAAUCCGAUCAUUUGGCUUUGAAGGGAAAUUCCGAUUAUAGUGAAGUGCUAAAGACGAUUUUUAUACUCGAUUCGCAACGAGCCAAAGCAAUUCAAGAUUACGAUAAAGUCGUAGAAUUGCAGAAGGAAGCUCUCAAAGAUCCAUUUGCUUUCAUACAGAAAUUGAAGGAUGGCAAAGAUUUGGGAAUACCAGAUUUGCAAAUAAUCGCCGAUGUUCCCAACAUACAGUGGUCAAAAUUUAAAGUGAACCUACCAGAGGCGGGAUUACAGUUUGUUAAUGAACAAAGCAGUUCCUCGUCCAACGGUAUAAGUUUAAUUAAGACAGAAAAACGAUUACGUGAUCAAGCUGAUACGUUCAAUAAACCAUGGACAACAGAGGAACAAAGGCGAUUAGAGGAGCUGUUGAUUGUGUAUCCUCCAGAGGCGAUUGAAUUUAGGAGGUUUAAGAAAAUAGCUGCUGCAUUAGGUAAUCGCACAGUAAAACAGGUAUCGAGUAGAAUACAAAAGUACUUUCUGAAACUGUACAAAGCCGGGCUACCGGUACCUGGACGCAUUCCAAAGUAUGCCGAAAGAGUCAAGAAGUCGAAGUUGCACAAUCAUCAGCGGUACAACCACUUCCUGUUCAAACCGUCCACGUUCUUUCCUCAGCUGGACAUACCCGUCGUAAUGAACGAGAGCGAGCCGAUUCCCGGGCCAAGUACGAACAGCUCCAGUCACAGCAGUUUACUAAAUUACCUUCUUCCUGAAUCCACGGUGCCUGGGCAAACGUUUGACAACCGUCUCAAAAGUGACCUUGACAUUAAAUUAAGUAUUCUACGUAAAGUUAAACAGGAAAAAUUGAAAGAGAACUCUUUCGCAUCAAACUACCAACACUUUGACUAUAAGUGUGAUUAUUGCGACGAGGAGCCCAUCACCGGCGUACGAUGGCACUGUAAGUCGUGUGUAAGUGAUUCUAUCGACUUUUGUAGUGAUUGUGUCAUCGCGCAAAUGUACUCUGAAAAUCCGCAUCCGCCAUCUCACGAACUGACGUCGGUGAAAUAUGAUAAUACGGAAAGUGGGGGCCAGAGUGACAAUUCCUCAAGUGAAUCCAUAUCAGGCAGUGCCUUUGAUAGUUCUAAUAGAAAUUUUGAAAGUAACUAUAAUAGUAGUUUAAGUGAAAGUGAGAUAGAAGAAAUGAGGAAGACUCAGGAUCCGCUGACGCGAUUAGAGGGCGCCACUCAGGAGAUUAAGCGUGAGGAACUCGGACUUGACGAUAUGGAGGUGGAGGAAAAUAGUUUACAUAUCAAAGAUAUCUUUGAUGAAAACUACACUAAGCAUGAAGGAUUCAAAAGUCGGACAACAGAGGAAGAAUUGGAAAGUUACCCGUAUAGAAAUGUCGAAAAUUGAUCAUAUUAGUACUUAAGUAUUUAUGUUUUUAUUGUAGGUUUUUUAUUAAUGUUCAUGUUAGAGAUGCCCAAGGACUGUUGUGGUUGAUGAACAUUUAACUCAUCGGCACACAUUUUCCAGACUAUUUUUGUUAUUGUUUUGUUUACAUUUUAAAACUAAUCUUUCACAAACAUACAGUUUUUAUUAAUGGUACUUCUUUUUGGAAACCAUGAGUAUCGCAAUUAGACUGAUAUAAUACUAAAUGCUAAUAUAUUAAAAACAAAUGCUUUUCAAA